This is a messenger RNA of Dunckerocampus dactyliophorus (ringed pipefish), 2271 nucleotides long. RefSeq names its product tetraspanin-18-like. The record is from RefSeq and is a predicted model, not a curated record. NCBI's taxonomy places the organism in Eukaryota, Metazoa, Chordata, Actinopteri, Syngnathiformes, Syngnathidae. Bases 753 to 1013 code for a protein of 86 amino acids. The transcript has 6 exons. Gene Ontology annotation, cellular component: membrane.
UCCUGCAGUGUUCUCCGCUGUUAAUAAAGCCAUUAAAGUGCAUCGGCGACGUGAGUCUCUCCUUCCCCACAACAAGCGGCAUUACAGUAUUGACCAGUGCACACCAGGAAAUAAACGGUGUCAUUUCUUACAGGCAUUGGCUGGACAGCUAUGUAGUGGGGCUUGUUUAACCUUUGCCUUGUGGGCAAGCAGGAAGGAGAGACGAUGCUGAGAGAUGUGUGUGUUCUGAGCUGCUGUCUGGUGGCCGCGUUCAAUAAAUAAAGUUGGCAGAAGCAACAGGAGAAGUUUCCUUCUUUGCUUCGGAGCUGAAUAACACUGACAAGUUAACAGACUAGUAGCGAACGGAAAAGAAGACGGCUUUGUUUGUGUCGAAUACAGAAGAUGAGGACUUUGAUGGAUUUGUGGAUGAGGAUUGAUGAAAAAUAACCCGCCCGUGAAAACAGCAGCACUAACCCCAAGAGAAGGCCUCAGCUUUACCCGAACAAAGACAAAGACAUGUUCUUUAUGGCCAUCAUCUUCAUCUUCGUAGUGCAGCUGGUUGGUGGCAUCACGGUCUUCUUAAACCGUGACAAAGUAAGCUCCGGUAUCCAAUGUUCACUUUCUGAUUUAAAGUGACGGUGUUUGGCUCAAACGUCUUUCAUGUGCUGUUGCCCGUUUUAGCUCUACAAGAAGCACUUCACGAAGCAACUGGCAGAUAAGUCGCUAAUCUCGACUCUGCCAAUAGUACACUGGCACAGGCAUGGAAGCAAACCAUGAGCGGUUUUCAGUGCUGUGGAGUGAACGGCCCAGACGAUUUGAAGAUGACAGCCUCGGGGGUUGUGACCUAUCCCAAAGCCUGCUGCAGUAGCAGCGGAGGCCAAUGCAAGGUCCCAGACCACACUAAGGGCUGCUAUGAAAAAGUCCUUUCCGUCUAUGAAACGUACCCCUUUAUCGGGGCAGCGCUGGUCAUUGUGCUCCUGGUCGUUGAGCUCUCUGCCAUGUUCCUUGCUGUGAUGCUCUACCGGGAAAUCUAGCAGCAGCUCCCAUCUGUGAAGUUUUUCGAGGAGGAAAUGCAGGCAGAAAGACGAUCAUCGAUCGACAUUCGUUGCAUUGAAUGUGUUGUCUAUUUAAUGAUCGGUGGGGGAACACGUGAAAUUCUUAAGCUGUCAUAGUUCACAGCUGGACUUGUGAGGCACUGGGUAACAAAGUAAAACACAAUUGGAGGUAAAAAUGCUGAGCUCAGUGCAAACGUAUCAUUUGUGGACCAGGUCUUGUAGAUUGGGGGAAACGUAGACCUGACAUGAGGACCAGCCUAAGAAGGCACUGCACUGACUUUUGGAAUUUAAGAAAAAUGUGCUCACAUGUUAUACACGUUUUUAUGUAUGCUUUGCCUGUUACUCGUUCCCUUUAAUGCUGUAUAUUGUUUAGUAAUAAUCUUUUCCCUUUAAUAUUGUAUAUUGUACAAAAAAAAAUCUUUCUUUGAUAUGCCUUUUUCACAGCCACUUUUUUAUGAUGUUUAUCUCUGUAGCUAAGUGGUUGCAGUUCUCACGUGUAAGCUUUAUGGAUCUUCAAGGACCUCCCUGAGCUUGAAAGACAACUCAUUUUAUUUUGUGUUGGUAUGGUGGCGCUUACUGCAGCAGCGUUACUGUUAUGAAGGUAUACCAUGGUAUAAAUGAAAACACCCCGGUUGGAAAACCACGAAAAUUUGUCAUCAUGCCGUUUGUGUGAUAUGAGAGAAAGUGGAGGUCGUGUUUCCUAAGCAGCCCGGAACUGGGCAUACAUAAAAACGUGUGAAGGAAGCCAAAACUAAAUAUUUAUCAAACAUCAUUUCUAGCAAUAGCCAUCACCCCAGAGUGUUAUUUAGCACCAUUAAUUCUGUUAUUAACCCUGUCACUGCUGUUUUUAAUGAUGUUUCUGAACGCACAUGUAGUACAUUUCAACAAUUUUUAUGGACAAGGUUGCAACAGUCAGACAAUCCAUCCCAAAGGUCUCAUCUGCUAGUCUGCCCGACUCCCCUGUAAAGCACAUUUUUGAGAACUUUGAGCCAAUCACCACUUCUCUUCUUAAAAAAUCAGUCCAACAGUUAAACCCCACCAACUGCCCUCGAGACGUUCUCCCUGCAAGGAUAAUGAAGGAGGUUCUAGAUACCAUUGGUCCCACCCUUGUUCUGUUUAUGAACAGCUGCUUCAGGCUGAGUAUUGUCCCCACUGCCCUUAAGCAAGCUGUAGUUAGACCACUUCUUAAAAAAAUGAAUCUAGACCCAUCAAGUCUAUCCAACUUCCAUCCAAUCUC